AUGAUGGCUGAUAGUCCAAUCGUGGUACGUAUUUCCACUUGCUGCUUUCUCAUAUACGGCAGUUCAAGCAAAUAUGAGCCUCUUGGAUUUGGUGGUGUUUCGGUGGAUCUUUUGGCGAUUGUGGCUUCUUUCCCCAACCCCGACGACAAGAUCAGAAGCACCAGCAUGAAGCUCGUUAAUCGAUCAAUUAAGUCAAGUUUUGUGACUUCGAUUACUGGAUCUACUAUUUGGGGAUUUGGAAAUUGUGAUAUUAGUGAUGCUUUUUACCUUUUGCGCGAUUUGCUGGACAUCUCCCAGACGUUAACGGAGGCGGCUAGUGCCAUUGUCGAUGGUUCUUGUUCUGGCAUUAGGAUAGAUAAUCUUCCUAUCAUGUUAUAUUCCUGUGCAUUUGCUAUUAAAAGGGCAUGA
This is a messenger RNA of Lactuca virosa, 408 nucleotides long. The record is from the annotation of a GenBank genome assembly. Lineage: Eukaryota; Viridiplantae; Streptophyta; Magnoliopsida; Asterales; Asteraceae.